Messenger RNA from Brachypodium distachyon (stiff brome), 2690 nucleotides. RefSeq names its product protein ECERIFERUM 3. Gene Ontology annotation, biological process: lipid biosynthetic process. The record is from RefSeq and is a predicted model, not a curated record. Gene Ontology annotation, molecular function: iron ion binding; oxidoreductase activity. The coding region runs from base 520 to 2379 and encodes 619 amino acids. The transcript is spliced from 9 exons. NCBI's taxonomy places the organism in Eukaryota, Viridiplantae, Streptophyta, Magnoliopsida, Poales, Poaceae.
AUCUGCUACUAAAAAAGCAUCGAUCAUGUCGCUCCCAUAACAUUAUGGUAUCGAUCUCCAUCCGCCCCUUUGAAUUUCCCGGUUGCCCUUCCCGGCCUGUACGUACUCCCUGAUCAUAUUAACUCCGUCUGGUUGGGGCAGGGCCGGGCCGGUACGUAUGGCGGUGGUGGAGGUGACCGAUACUAAUUUCUUAGCUAGAGCUUGCCUGAUUGAAUGGCUGUACUCCAUAGUUACGUAUACCUUUCCCUUUGCUCCCCUCGACCCACGCAUCUAGUUCCACUAGCUUCACGCGCGUAUAUAAACCUACGGACUUUUGAGUGAUCGGCCAGCCGCGUGGUGCAAACCACAACACACAAUCUGCACCGUACGUCUUCCAUCCUAAUUCCAUUCCCUCCUCACGCCUCUCGCCAGCUCUCCCUCUCCCACAGCUUAAUUCUCGAACCGGAGAUAUAUUGCUUCCGUAGCCGAACCAGAGUUCAGAGCGGAAGAGCCAAGAGCCGGGAUCGAACCAGCGUACGCAUGGGUGCCGCGUUCUUGUCCUCGUGGCCAUGGGAUAACCUUGGCUUGUUCAAGUAUGCCCUGUACGGGCCUCUGGUGGGCAAGGCCGUGGCGUCCCGGGCGUGGGAGCGCGGGAGCCCGGACCAGUGGCUCCUCCUCCUGCUCGUCCUCUUCACCCUCCGGGCAUUCACCUACCAGCUCUGGAGCUCCUACAGCAACAUGCUGUUCCUCACCCGCCGCCGCCGCAUCGUCCGCGACGGCGUCGACUUCGCGCAGAUCGACAAGGAGUGGGACUGGGACAACUUCCUGAUACUGCAGAUACUGAUGGCGGCCACGGCGUUCUACGCCUUCCCGUCGCUGCGGGACCUCCCGCUCUGGGACGCCAAGGGGCUCCUCGUCGGCGCCCUCCUCCACGUUGUCGCCACCGAGCCCCUGUUCUACGUGGCGCACAGGGCCUUCCACAGCGGCCACCUCUUCUCCUGCUACCACGCGCUCCACCACUCCAUCAAGGUGCCCACGCCCUUCACAGCCGGGUUCGCGACGCCGCUGGAGCACAUGGUGCUGGGCGCGCUCAUGGCGUUGCCGCUCGCGGGCGCGUGCGCCGCGGGGCACGGCUCGGUGGGCCUGGCGUUCGCCUACGUGCUGGGCUUCGACUUCCUCAGGGCCAUGGGCCACUGCAACGUCGAGCUGUUCCCCGCCGGCAUAUUCCAGGCGCUCCCGCUCCUCCGAUACCUCAUCUACACCCCAACGUACCACACGGUCCACCACACGGAGAAGGAUGCCAACUUCUGCCUGUUCAUGCCGCUGUUCGACCGCCUGGGUGGCACGCUCGACGCCAACACCUGGGAGCUGCAGAGGAAGACCAGAGCAGGGGUGGACGAGGUGCCGGACUUCGUUUUCCUGGCGCACGUGGUGGACGUGAUGCAGUCGAUGCACGUGCCGUUCGUGAUGCGCACCUUCUCGUCGACGCCGUUCGCGGUGCGGGCCUUCCUCGUGCCGCUGUGGCCCAUAGCCUUCGUCUUCAUGCUCAUGGUGUGGGCCUGGUCCAAGACAUUCGUCAUCUCCUACUACCACCUCCGCGGCAAGCUGCACCAGAUGUGGGCCGUCCCGAGAUACGGCUUCCACUACUUCUUGCCUUUCGCCAAGGACGGCAUCAACUAUCAGAUCGAGCUUGCCAUUCUGAGGGCUGAAAGAAUGGGUGUCAAGGUCGUUAGCCUUGCAGCUCUGAACAAGAACGAGGCGCUCAACGGCGGUGGAACGCUCUUCGUGAACAAGCAUCCGGACCUCCGCGUGCGCGUCGUCCACGGCAACACCCUGACAGCCGCGGUGAUCCUCAACGAGAUCCCCAAGGGCACAACCGAGGUGUUCAUGACGGGCGCCACGUCCAAGCUCGGCAGGGCCAUCGCGCUCUACCUGUGCCGGAAGAAAAUCCGCGUCAUGAUGAUGACGCUGUCGACGGAGCGGUUCCAGAAGAUCCAGAAGGAGGCGGCGGCGGAGCACCAGCAGUACCUGGUGCAGGUGACCAAGUACCGGUCGGCGGGGCAGUGCAAGACGUGGAUCGUGGGGAAAUGGCUGUCGCCGCGGGAGCAGCGCUGGGCGCCGCCCGGGACGCACUUCCACCAAUUCGUGGUGCCCCCGAUCCUGGGCUUCCGCAGGGACUGCACCUACGGCAAGCUCGCGGCCAUGCGGCUCCCCAAGGACGCCAGGGGCCUCGGCUCCUGCGAGUUCUCCCUGGAGCGCGGGGUGGUGCACGCCUGCCACGCGGGCGGCGUCGUGCACUUCCUCGAAGGCUACACGCACCACGAGGUGGGCGCCAUCGACGUCGGCCGCAUCGACGUCGUCUGGGAGGCGGCGCUCAAGCACGGCCUUCGCCCCGCCUGAAUGCCUGAUCGAUCGAUCUCCCCUUCGUCCAACCAGGGCCCAAAAUAGGCCCAACACGUACCCAAGAUCUUCGUUACUAGGCCGGAUUUUUUUUUCUCGACAUAUGUUACAACUCGAUCGUGUACGUGUGACAUGUGGUGGUUCCUAAUUAAACGAUUCGAUUUACUGCUGUGCUGUUUUGAGAGGGGGAAAAAAGUGGAUGGAAGUCUAGGAGUUGUACACAUAUUACUACAAUGUACGCAUGGAAAGAGUACGCUACGGGGUUGCAUGGAUAUACAAAUACGAGAGAAAAUACUAUUUGCAUUAUCAUA